AUGGUCCCAGUCUGGAAAUUAAAAAAUGUGUUUGAAAAGAAAACUGAAGAAAAAGCAAAAGAGUUUAAGGAUAAUGAAAAGCAAUCUGAAAAUAGUGAAACCUCAGGGAAAGAUUCUACUGCUGGUUCUGAAGUUGCUAAUGACAGUGAAAAAGAAUCAGGUACAGAUUGUCAGUGUAAUAAAGAAUCAAAAUCAAGCACAGAUUUAGAUAAGGAAUUAAGUAACGAAACGCAUGUCUGUAAAUCAACAGAAAAGCCCGAGGCACAAGCAGAAGUAAAGGACAAAAACCCACCUGAAUCUGAAAGUAAAAAUUCGCCGCAGAUAGAGGCUGAUAGUAGUGCUAAUGUAUCAGUUAAUGAUGACAAAUCUGAAGCCAAUGAAAUAACUACAGGGCAUGAAAAAAGUUCUGAAACUGAACCAGUGUCUAAAGGUGUAGAAAAUGGCAAAGUAAGUGAUGAUGUUAAGCCAGGUAGUAGUAGAGAAGAUAAUGAAAAACCGGGCUCAAGUACCGAUCUCCAAAAUGUGAGGAAUAUAUGGGCACCAGGCAGACAGAAUAUUGCCUUAAGACUUGGAACCAAUCAGUUCUGUUACAUCCCACCUUACAAGUACAUUUUCCCGGAAGCAGAGUAUUUCAGGGUGGUGAGGUCGAGUUCUGAGAGUGAAGGUUGUUCUGACAUGGACAGAGAUACAACUAUGGAUUCAUCAAGAGAAUUGAACCUUACUCAUACAACCACUGACAGUAGUGCAAUAGAAGGGGAUGUUAUUGAUCUAACAACGGAUGAUGAAGAUGAAAAAGUUGGGCCUAAAGACGAAAGUAUGAAAAUGGUUUCCGAUGAAAAAGUUGGACCUAAAGAUGAAAGUAUGAAAAUAAUUACUGAUGAAAAAGUUGGACCUAAAGACGAAAAUAUGAAAACGGUUUCCGGUGAAAAAGUUGGACCUGGAGUAGUAAGCAAGGAGAAAGCCUUAGCUGAUAUUAGUGUGAGAAAAGACAUUGAAGUAGAAAAUAAGACAGAUGAUGCAAAAGAGAUAAGUAAAGGUGCUGGUGAUAAAGAGAAAGAGGUUAUAGAUGUAGGAGAUACAACUGCUGAAGUUUUAGUAGAUUAAACUUUUGUUUGUACAGAAAAAUAAACACUUUCAAAUGAAAACUUACAUAUACAUAUAUAUAUUUGAUUUUUUUUCAAGUGAUCUCCCAAGUCAUUUAUAGAAAAGCAUUUGUUAUUGUUUCUAAAUUGUUAUUGAAAAAAAAAAUUCAGGAUGUCCCAAAACCAUAUAAUAUAAGCACACAAAUUGAUGUUGUUUUGAUAAGGCAGCUGUGCAUUUUAUUUUUGAAUUCUUUCAUGA
Molecule: messenger RNA, 1341 nt
Organism: Ruditapes philippinarum (Manila clam)
Lineage: Eukaryota; Metazoa; Mollusca; Bivalvia; Venerida; Veneridae
Exons: 3
Coding region: 1-1104 (367 amino acids)
Source: RefSeq, a predicted model, not a curated record